Dovyalis caffra is the source of this 525-nucleotide messenger RNA. The record is from the annotation of a GenBank genome assembly. NCBI's taxonomy places the organism in Eukaryota, Viridiplantae, Streptophyta, Magnoliopsida, Malpighiales, Salicaceae.
AUGGAGCAAAUACAUCUCUUCACUAAGAAACUAAAACCAACCCAUAUCAACCAUACUCUAUCUGUUCCAACCCAUGUCCUUCUGGCUUUCCAGAUUCCUGAAGGAACCCAUAUGAUGAGAUUUGAAGCAGUCGAUGCUAUUGAUAAUGUGUGGAGGUUUUGUUUAUCAAUCCGUCAGACUGGAGUGUAUCCAAAACCGGCUCUUCUCCGCUCUUCUUGGUUUCGUUUUGUAAAGCAGAAAGGUCUUGUUCCCAAUGAUAGGGUGGUUUUCUUUAUGGAGAAGGACGAAACUAAUGAGCUGAGGAGCUACACGGUUAGAGCUCAACGAAAAGUCAUUCGCUUGAUGGGUCAAGAUAUUUGGGUCGACCCUGAGACACCUGUCCGUAGAGGAGGUCAUAGGGGUUCAUCAAGUGACUCCUUUGCUUACAUAGAUGCAGCUGAUGCUUCUAACAUAGAUUAUGCAGCACAGGAUGAGUACAGAGAAAAAUGUGAUGUCUAUACCUUCUUGGGGAUCUCAAGACUUUGA